Molecule: messenger RNA, 2732 nt
Organism: Anopheles merus
Lineage: Eukaryota; Metazoa; Arthropoda; Insecta; Diptera; Culicidae
Exons: 5
Coding region: 870-2570 (566 amino acids)
Source: RefSeq, a predicted model, not a curated record
UAAAAUGGUUCGGUGUUAGCGCUUCAUUAUCCGCGGAUGUUUGAGGCAUAUAGGUCAGAGGUCGGGAGUUAAUCAAGUUUUCGACGUCCGUCAGCGCGGUGAUCAAUAUUUCAUCGUUCAACCUCCUUCCAUCAUCCAACGCGUUCAAUCCCUCUUUCACACUACGAACUAUCCGUUCCCAUACCCCACCCAUGUGUGGUGCCGAUGGAGGAUUGAAGCUCCAUUUAGUGUGUGUGUCUGUAAAGGUGGCUGCGCAGUCGAUAGGCUAUAUGCUACUUCGAGGUGGACUGCCCUCGUUACUAGACAGGUGAAAACAGCCACAUAUCGCUUUUCGUUGCGGCGCAAGUUAGUAAUGUCUAUUGGUCCCAGAUAAUCGACUCCUACAUUCGUGAACGGACGCAGGAAGGGGGUAAGUCUUUGCGCAGGUAGUUGUGCCAUUCGUGGGUUUUGUGAUUUACAUUUCUUUACCUUACAGCGUUGGCAGUUUUUCAUCGCUCUAUCAACGGCUGCUCUCAAAAAGGGAAUAUAGAGACGUUGUCUAACCUCAUUCACUACGGUUUCCCGAUUAGCAUGCCCAUAUUUUUCGUGAUAGUGGCCCAGGAGUAAUGACGUUAUGGCAUGUUGCUGAGGCAGAAUGAUUGGGAAUCGUGCAUCAAAGGGAAUAUGUGAUUGAAAUUCCGCAUGCUGGUUCGGAAUUCGUUGAUGAGAAUGCCUCCGAUGAAGAAGUAUUUGACGACGAUGAGCCCGAAGAAGAAUGGUUGGAGGAAUGGCUGAACGAAAGUGACGAAGAUGAAGGCGAAGAUAAUCAGCAUACAGAAAAUUAUGUAACGGAUCCUCAAUCUGAAAACAUAUUAUCUAGGAAAUUACGAAUGUGGGCCCUAUCUCAUCGAAUAACCCACACAGCUAUAAAUGAUUUGCUUGGGAUCAUACGCGAGACAACGGAAUAUUACGUUCCAAUGGAUGCAAGGACGUUUCUGAAAACUCCCGUGAACGUCAGACAAAAUAUUACCACAGUGGCAGGAGGACAGCUAUGGUACCAAGGGAUCGAAAAGACGCUUCAGUGCCAUUUUAAAAACACGACGCCUACUGUGGACAAAUUUGCUUUAAAUCUCUUCGUAGAUGGGCUUCCGUUACAUAACAGUGGCCCUACGCAAUUAUGGCCAAUAAUGGCGCAGAUUCACGAGCUUCCGGAGGUGCCUGUCUUGGUGCUAGGCAUUUUCUGUGGUUCGUCGAAACCUGACAACGUGGAGGAUUAUCUUCGUCAAUUGGUAGACGACCUUAAUCGUGUUAUGGACCAAGGAGUCACAAUCAACAAAACAAAAAUUGGAAUUGAUCUUCGUGUUAUCAUCGCCGAUUCUCCCGCCCGAGCGUUCAUAAAAGGUGUGGCGAAUUUCAAUGCAGCGAACGGGUGUAUAAAAUGUAAAAUUGUGGGAAAAAAGGACAAAAAAACCCACAGAAUGGUAUUUGAAGGAACAGCUGAACCGAGGACAAACAAGGAAUUUAGGCAAGGAGAUUAUGAAAUAAGCCAUCAGAAACGACCAACACCGUUAUUAGAUAUUAAGGAUAAAGAUAUUAUUAAGAUCUUAAGCAUAGCAGACGAUUUACACUUACUACAUUUAGGAAUAGCAAAAAAAAUAGGAAAAGGAUAUGCCGAAGGUAGUUUAGCACCGUUUCCGAAGUGGAACGAAGAAGAUAGAGAGGAAAUUUCUAAAAUUCUAGCAAAGACAAAGUUACCUGCAGAGAUAAAUAGGGCAAUGAGGCCACUGAAAUAUUUAGCUUAUUGGAAGGGGUCCGAAUAUCGUACAUUUCUCAAUCAUAUUAGCAUAGCAUUACUUAGAGGUAGAAUUCACGAUGAUGCUUAUCAUCAUUUUAAACUCUUUUAUGUUGCAAUUACAUUGUUUUCCAGCAAUCAUUUUAAAAAUCAUUGGGAUUACGCGGAAGCUCUUUUAAAACAAUUUGUUGAGGAUUUCGGUUUAAUUUAUGGCAAAUCUCACAUUACCAGUAAUGUUCACAAUCUUUUACACAUAGCUGAAGAUGUACGUGAAUUCGGACCCCUUCCAACAAUAUCCUCAUAUCCCUUUGAAAGCCGGUUAAAUUUUCUUAAAAGGCUAGUUAGAACAGGUCAUAGAACGUUAGAACAAAUAGUAUGUAGGUUAACAGAACUUAAUGAGCUAGAAGCAAGUGAAAGCAAGGAGAAAAUGGUUUAUCCAAUUAUUAAACAUAAGAAAGAUGAGGUUAAAUUGUACAUAACAGAUAAAUUUCAAUUAAGGAAAGGUGAUAGGAACGGUUGGUUUUUAACCAAAGAUAAUAAGCUUAUUAGGUAUAGUAGCGUUAAGCAGGUUCCAGGAUCGUAUAUCAUAGAAGGACAUCAAUUAGCAGAAACACAACCAGCAUUUAGUUAUCCGAACCGUUCGGAAGUUAUUUAUAAUUAUAUAGGUAGAGUAUCAGAUAUUCCAACCGACGUAGUUAAAGUAGAUUUAAACAAUGUAAAAGUUAAAUUGGUAGCGGUUUCUGUUGAUGAUGGCGAAUCGUUUUAUUUUAGUCCGCUCAUGCAUACUUUAUUGGAAUAAAACAUAUAUUUAGUGAUCUGUAGCCUGGCUAGUUGGAUUACAUCCUACACAUGAAUGCAUGUAUUGCUCUCAAAUAAAAAUAAUUUCAAGAAAGGAGUCUUAUUACCAUAAAUACAGAACUUUUCGAAUAACAUAUAAUUUAAAAAAUAUAAAACAAGAUAU